UUCACCCAAGUGCAACCAACCAAUCACCCUCAAAAUAAAAAACACUUGUUUUCCUUUUCAUUCUCUAUCAAGUCUAAAUCACUCAUCAUCAUGGCCAGCAUUAGGGUUACAUGCGUUGUUCUUACGGUGUGCAUGGCAUUGUUGAGUGCACCGAUGGUCCACGGCGCCAUGUCGUGUGGCGCCGUGACCGUUUCCUUGGCAUCUUGCCUCAGAUACCUGCAGAACGGGGGAAUCCCGGCACAGACAUGUUGCCAAGGGGUCAAGAAUGUCCUUGCCAGUGCCAGGACUCCCGCCGACCGCAGGACCGUGUGCACUUGCCUUAAAUCAUCGGCCGGUCAAGUCCCCGGCCUUAAUCUUGCCAAUGCUGGCUCACUCCCUUCCAAAUGUGGUGUUAACAUCCCAUACAAGAUUAGUCCCUCCACAAACUGCAAUACCAUCAAUUAAAUUCUCAAGUGUUUCACAUGUGAUGGAGAAGAAUGAAAGCGGAUCAUAGCCAGUUUCUACUGAGAGAUUAUAUUAUAUAUCUUAUGACCAUUUUCAUAGCAUGCUUUAUUUACUGAGAAUAAAAAAAAGGGAAAGGUUAUUACGUGGUCUCCACUUGCGUGAGUCUAUAAGAUUUUCCCAUAGUUUCAUGGCAUUUUGAAUUUGGGUUUAGUUAUCAUCAUGAUGUGCUAUGUAAUAUGUUUAAUUUCUUUCGGUCAAUGUAAUGUCACAUGUGUUAGUAGUAAUAAUUCUUCUCUAAUAUUUUUCGCUUUAA
Messenger RNA from Arachis stenosperma, 757 nucleotides. RefSeq names its product non-specific lipid-transfer protein 1-like. NCBI's taxonomy places the organism in Eukaryota, Viridiplantae, Streptophyta, Magnoliopsida, Fabales, Fabaceae. Bases 91 to 444 code for a protein of 117 amino acids. Gene Ontology annotation, molecular function: lipid binding. Gene Ontology annotation, cellular component: membrane. Gene Ontology annotation, biological process: lipid transport. The transcript is spliced from 2 exons. The record is from RefSeq and is a predicted model, not a curated record.